AUGCUCAAAGACCUUCGGCAGCAGUUGUCAAAGCAGAUCAGUCAUCACAUCGGUCUUUCGUCCGACGCUCUUCUCACCGAGAUGAGGAGUAUCCGUGCAGAGAUGACUGCAAACAUGUCCACGCUGCUUGCAGCCCUUGAGGGCAGGAAGGUGGACUUCUCACCAGUGCUGACAGCCAUCGCAAAGAGACAGUAUGAUUUGGACUUUGCCGCAGUCUUGCAAUCCACAGAAGUUCUUCUGACAGCAGUCGAGGCGAAGACGAUAGACAUAGAGCAGAAAAUUGACGCGGGCGUCUCAUCAGUUAUGAGAGCCAUCGAUGCCAAAAGAGUUGAUGUAGACUUGUCCGAACUUCUACAGGCCAUCCAUCAGCAGAAGCUUGAUGUCGAUUUCUCUGAGAUUACGCAAGCCAUCCGCGAGCAGCAGCUUGAUGUGGACUUCUCAUCAGUCCUGACAGCCAUCGAUGCCAAGAAGGUUGACGUAGACUUUUCUGAAGUGUUGCAAGCCAUCCGCGAGCAGCAGCUUGAUGUGGACUUCUCAUCAGUCUUGACAGCCAUCGAUGCCAAGAAGGUUGACGUAGACUUCUCCGAAGUGUUGCAAGCCAUCCAUGAGCAGAAGUUUGAUAUGGACUUCUCAUCUGUCUUGACGGCCAUCGAUGCCAAGAAGGUUGACGUAGACUUCUCUGAAGUGUUGCAAGCCAUCCAUGAGCAGAAGUUUGAUGUGGACUUCUCAUCUGUCUUGACGGCCAUCGAUGCCAAGAAGGUUGACGUAGACUUCUCUGAAGUGUUGCAAGCCAUCCAUGAGCAGAAGUUUGAUGUGGACUUUUCAUCUGUCUUGACGGCCAUCGAUGCCAAGAAGGUUGACGUAGACUUCUCUGAAGUGUUGCAAGCCAUCCAUGAGCAGAAGUUUGAUGUGGACUUCUCACCUGUCUUGACGGCCAUCGAUGCCAAGAAGGUUGACGUAGACUUCUCUGAAGUGUUGCAAGCCAUCCAUGAGCAGAAGUUUGAUGUGGACUUUUCAUCUGUCUUGACGGCCAUCGAUGCCAAGAAGGUUGACGUAGACUUUUCUGAAGUGUUGCAAGCCAUCCGCGAGCAGCAGCUUGAUGUGGACUUCUCAUCAGUCUUGACGGCCAUCGAUGCUAAGAAGGUUGACGUAGACUUCUCUGAAGUGUUGCAAGCCAUUCAUGAGCAGAAGUUUGAUGUGGACUUCUCAUCUGUCUUGACGGCCAUCCAUUCCAAGAAGGUUGACGUAGACUUCUCUGAAGUGUUGCAAGCCAUCCAUGAGCAGAAGUUUGAUGUGGACUUCUCAUCUGUCUUGACGGCCAUCGAUGCCAAGAAGGUUGACGUAGACUUCUCUGAAGUGUUGCAAGCCAUCCAUGAGCAGAAGUUUGAUGUGGACUUCUCACCUGUCUUGACGGCCAUCGAUGCCAAGAAGGUUGACGUAGACUUUUCAGCGGUGUUGGCAGCCAUUAAUGCCAAGGAAGUCGACUUCUCUGUAGUUCUUCAAGCCAUCCGUGGGCAUAAGUUUGAUGUGGAUUUCUCAUCCGUUUUGACGGCCAUCGAUGCCAAGAAGUAUGAUGUGGACUUUUCAUCGGUGUUGGCAGCCAUUAAUGACAAGGAAGUCGACCUCUCUGUAGUUUUGCAAGCCCUUCGCGAGCAGAAGCUGGACAUACACUUCGCAUCGGUCCUGACAGCCAUAGAUGCCAAGCACUGCGAGGUCGUCAAGGCCCUGGCUGACGUCAGUGCUUCUGUCACUGCCCGUAUUGAAGCCCAUGUGGGCUUUGACAGUUUCGAGGAGGAGCUCGUGGCUUUGCACAAUAAGAUGGAGGACAUCGACGGGAAUGGAGACCAGGUCAAGAGUAUGCUUCAUGGCCUGGGAGAUCAAGUCAGGACGCACCUUCAUGGUUUGGAGGCUUCGAUCACCUCAUCCUUGACAACGAAACACCAGGAGUCCAUGCGCGAGCUGACGAAGUUAGUGAACAACGCCUCGAGAUCCAUAAGCAAGCGAAAGGAGCAAGCCUCCGUUGAUGUAGCUGUGGAGGCAGCUACUGCUACCAGGGCAGCAGUAGCAGCUUCAUGA
Molecule: messenger RNA, 2076 nt
Organism: Symbiodinium natans
Lineage: Eukaryota; Dinophyceae; Suessiales; Symbiodiniaceae
Source: the annotation of a GenBank genome assembly